AUGGUGGCCGAAACAAUAUCUCUAGGCAUUCUCUCUUUACCAGCUGCCAUCGCUGGACUCGGUCUGGUUCCAGGACUUAUCAUCCUCGUUGGCCUUGGAUUACUCGCCACGUAUACAGGAUACGUUAUUGGACAGUUUAAAUGGCGACACCCCCAUAUUUCAAGUAUGGCUGAUGCCGGCGAAGUGCUGAUGGGUAGCUUUGGCCGAGAAUUGUUUGGGACUGGUCAACUCUUGUUCCUGAUCUUCCUCAUGGCCAGCCAUAUAUUGACAUUUACUGUCGCCCUCAACUCGAUCACCGGACACGGCACCUGCUCGAUUGUUUUCGGUGUUGUUGGAUUGAUCUUGUCUUUACUUCUUUCCCUACCCCGAACUCUUGAAAAGAUGUCUUGGUUGUCCCUUGUCUCCUUCAUCAGUAUCUUCAUCGCCGUUAUGAUCACGAUGGUCGCGCUCGGAAUACAAGACAACGGCGCCCCUGUACAGGCGAUAGUCGAGGCAAAUUUGGUAACCGGUUUCAUGUCGGCAUGCAACAUUGCAUUCUCGUAUGUGAGCCACAACACUUUCUUCACAUUCAUGGCAGAGCUCAAGGAUUCGAGGGAUUUCCCCAAAGCUCUUGCGCUUCUACAAACCAUUGAUAUGACACUUUACAUCGUUGCUGCGGUCGUCAUCUACCGCUACACCGGUUCCGAUGUUGCCUCUCCUGCGCUGGGCUCAGCUGGUCCAUUGAUAUCCCGGAUAGCAUAUGGCAUUGCCCUCCCUACGAUUGUGAUUGCUGGUGUCAUCAACGGCCAUGUCGCAGCUAAAUCACUCUAUGUCCGCAUUUUUGCUGGCUCUGAUCGAAUGCAUAAAAGAGAUUGGAUUGCUACCGGCUCCUGGGUCGGUAUUGCGCUGGUCCUUUGGGUCAUUGCUUGGGUCAUUGCCGAAGCAAUCCCCGUGUUCAACAACCUUCUCAGUCUGAUUACUGCACUGUUUGGUAGCUGGUUUACUUUCGGCUUUACUGGAAUGUUUUGGCUCCACAUGAACAAAGGAUUAUGGUUUUCAUCCCCCAAGAAAAUUAUGUUGACAAUACUCAACACCUUCGCCAUUUGUGUUGGUGUUGCUCUGGUGAGAAUAUGCCCGAAGACGUUCAUCAAAGAUCACCGGCUAAUUUGA
Messenger RNA from Penicillium olsonii, 1149 nucleotides. NCBI's taxonomy places the organism in Eukaryota, Fungi, Ascomycota, Eurotiomycetes, Eurotiales, Aspergillaceae. The record is from the annotation of a GenBank genome assembly.